CUAGAGAGUCGCUUUCCAAGCUUAAAAUAAUCCAAUUGUUUCCCUUCUAUCUCCUCGAACUUGCCCGCAAAGCAACGCAUUAACGAGUAAAUUACUUUUGAAUCUCAUCAAGUAACAGAAUAAAAAAGAGGAGACAUAAGAUGAAGCUUGUUUGGUCCCCGGAAAGGGCCUCCAAGGCUUACCUUGAUACUGUUAAAUCGGGUGAGUUGUUUCAGGAAUCGAGCGUAGCGGAGUUGGUAUCAGCGAUGGCGGCCGGAUGGGACGCACAGCUCAUCGUAGAAACGUGGUCCAAGGGAGGAGUGACGGCCACGAGCGUCGGCCUUGGGGUGGCCAGCCACUACGCCGGAGGCCGCCACGUCUGCGUCGUUCCAGAUCACGAAUCGCGGGAAGAGUACGCUGAGGCGAUGCAUAGCGCCGGGGUGCGGCCGGAGAUCAUCGUAGGCCAGCCGGAGGAAGCCAUGGAGAGGCUUGCCGGGAUAGACUUCUUGGUGGUGGAUUGCCGGCGAACCGAGUUCUCCAGAAUACUUAGGGUGGCGAAACUGGGCCACAGAGGGGCGGUGCUGAUAUGCAAGAACGCCAGUUCUAGGGUUGUUUCCGAUUUCAGGUGGCGGAGCGUUCUGGACGGGAAAACGAGAAUCGUCCGCUCUGUGCUUUUGCCGGUAGGGAAGGGUCUCGACAUCGCACACGUGGGGGCCACCGUUGGCGGUGGAAGAAAGUGGAUCAAGCAUUUUGACGAGGAAUCCGGUGAAGAAUUUCUUUUCCGAAAAUGAACCAAGAAAAAAUUAACCCAAUCUUUAGCUCUUUCUAGAUAAUGCGAAAACAACAACUUGAUCUGUA
Molecule: messenger RNA, 837 nt
Organism: Cuscuta epithymum
Lineage: Eukaryota; Viridiplantae; Streptophyta; Magnoliopsida; Solanales; Convolvulaceae
Source: the annotation of a GenBank genome assembly